This is a messenger RNA of Chironomus riparius, 11130 nucleotides long. The record is from the annotation of a GenBank genome assembly. NCBI's taxonomy places the organism in Eukaryota, Metazoa, Arthropoda, Insecta, Diptera, Chironomidae.
CUUUAAAAAUUCAAAACCAAAAGAAUUUCUCUUUUUGCAUAUAACAACUACAUACUUUCACUUUCUUCAGCUGUGCUUCAUCCCAUAUGCACUUUUCUUGCUAUAUAUAGAGUACACACUGAAUAUAUUCCUUUCCUGCAGCAGGGGAGGAAAAACACAUAGAGAGCGAGGCAAAAAAAAAUUUCAUUUUCAUUUCUACAAUGUGCACUUUUCUCGUGUGAUUCUCGAGAUAUUCUUUGCUUAUGUAUAUAACAUGAUUUUUUAACAUUUCUUAAUGGAUCUUUAUCUUUCUUUUAGUGAUGAGUGAAUUUAAAAAAAAUAUAUAAAAUACUUGUGCUGUUUAAAAUGAAGUAAAAAUUUAUAUCACAAUAAAAAAAAUAUUUAAAAAGUUGUAAAAAAGUGCAAAAAAGAGGAAACAAAGAAAACUAAAGUCAAAAACUAAUAAAAACCUAAUUUAUUUGUUAAACGUGUGAUUUAUCCACAAUAUCUUUUAUUUCGGCUGUAUCGUGAUUUGAAAGUCAUUGAUUGUUUAUAGGUGUAGCAAAUAAAUAUAAUAUAAGCCAAAAACAAACAUUUGAGGCCCUUCGUUCUACUUUUGAGUCCUCAAAACCAUGAAAAUGGACGAAUUGAAUUGUCUUUUUGUCAUAAAACUUUUGAAAAAUCGACAAAAUUAGACAAAAAAAAUCAUAAUUAAUAUAAACAGUUUUGAUUGACUAAAACUCAGGAAAAUCUCAUCGAAUUUAUUGUAGUCAAGAGAAAAUAAAAGUCUUUCUAGACGGGAGUUGUAUUUGUGUUAGCAACAAGCAGGCAAAUUCUUAGAAGGAGAAUAAUAACAACACCAGCAAAAUGGUGGACACCCAACACUUUUGUCUGCGAUGGAAUAAUUAUCAGAGCAGCAUUACAUCGGCAUUUGAGAAUCUUCGCGAUGAUGAGGAUUUUGUCGAUGUUACAUUGGCCUGUGAUGGAAGGAGCCUAAAAGCUCAUCGCGUUGUGUUAUCAGCAUGUAGUCCCUACUUUCGCGAACUCUUAAAGAGUACCCCAUGCAAACAUCCAGUAAUUGUCCUUCAAGAUGUUGCAUUUACGGAUCUUCAUGCUCUCGUCGAGUUCAUCUAUCACGGUGAAGUGAAUGUUCAUCAACGCUCAUUGAGUUCCUUUUUAAAGACAGCUGAAGUUCUUCGUGUGUCUGGUUUAACACAACAACAGGCUGAGGAGACUCACAAUUUAGCUCAAGUACAAAGUAUGGCGCAACCUGGUGGACGAACACCAUUGAAUCAUCAUCAAAGUUUCACUGAUAAGUUGGUUGAGGAAGCACUUCAAUUUCCACAUGGUGCAUCACCUCCACCUCAUUUGAAUAAUAUGCAUAAUCCAUCAGCUCAUUCUGGCGCAACUGUCAAUCAAUUAUUGCGUCGUGCCGCCGCUGCAGCUGCAAUGAGACGUGAACGCAACAGCUCAUGUCACUCAGAUGAUUUACAAUUGAAACGUCAUCGUCCAGAUAGUGGACUCAUGGGUCCGAACAUAAAUAAUAAUAACAACAACAACAACAACUUAGAUAUCAUCAAUCACAUGCCACAGAUUACUGCAACUGAUUUCUCGACCAAUAUUAAGCACAUGAAUAACAUUUCGCCACAUAUUAAAGAUACUGAUCGUUUGGAUGUAAAGACACCUAAUGGCAACAAUAAUAACACAUUGAGCACAAACAAUAACAAUCCAAACAGUAACAACAACAAUUUAAAAGAGACGAUUAAUUUGACGACAAAUGGCAAUGGUGGUGGAAGUUUGGGAUCAACAACAGACAAGGAGAGUUUGACACCAUCACCUUCAGCACGAUCAACAGAUGAUGUUAAGACGGAACCGAUGGAAUUAGUUAGUAACAGCAUUAGUCACGAGGAUGAACAUAGUAAUGAUUCAGUUGUUGACGCCGAUCGACAUUCGAGUAAUGGAAAUGAGUCAAAGGGACCGCUUAGUGGAUCACACGAGGAUGACAUGGAAGCAGGAAGUAUUCACAAUCAUACAGCACCUCCAUUUCUAAUGUCACCGAGCGAUAAACUCUUCCCUCCACCCGGCUCAUUCAACUUCUCAAUGGCUGCUCUCGCUGAUCCAAAUGCUCUUGCUAGUGAGUACUAUUUUGAUUUCAACUCAAUGCAAUCUGCCGCUGCUGAACUGGCUGGAUCGCCUCAAGGACCCCAAAGUGGUGUCAUCUCCCCAACAUCAUCGUCUUCAUCACAACAUAAUAAUACUCCCCUACGUAUGCCGGCUCCAUCAUCAGCUGGUAUUAAUGAGCCCCAAGAGUGUCCAUAUUGCCGACGAACGUUUUCAUGCUAUUACUCAUUGAAGAGACAUUUUCAAGAUAAACACGAGCAAUCGGAUACACUUUAUGUGUGUGAGUUCUGUCAUCGACGAUAUCGAACGAAAAAUUCACUAACGACACAUAAAAGUCUUCAGCAUCGGGGCUCAAGUGGAAUGCUCAAGAGAUUACUUAAAACAUCAGCGAUAAAGAAUGUACUUGGGUCACAUGGACAACCACAUCCGCGACCACAUUUGUUUGAUUUUGCUGCCGAACUCGGUCAACCACCACCGGGUAUUCCACAAUAAAAAUGCAAUCAAUUAAUGAAUCUUGCAAAUGCUCUUUACAUUAGACGAUUCAGCAUUGAUGAUGAUAUGAUGUAUGAGGAUAUGAACGACAACAUAAGACAUACAUGAGACAUGCAACAUUAAUUUAAAUUUAAAUUUAAAUUGAAAAAAAUUGAAAAAUCCUUUUUUUUCGGAAUGAGACAAUUCUAUUUUUAGUCAAUUUUAAAUGUGUAAAUUUUACAUGAAAGAUGAUGAAAAAAAUAUACAUAUUAACAAUUUACAUAUACAUAUAUAUACAUUAUAUAUAUACUUGCAUCAAUCAAUCAAAUUUGAUGAUGAUAAAAAAAUGAGAGAAAAAUCUUUUUUAUUUCUUAAAAAAAAAUAUCAAAAUUUUUUAAAUAUUGUAACGUGAUUUGAGAAGAAGAAGAACAAAAAAUAAUAUUUUGAAUGAUUUAAUAACCUUAGUUUAUUUUUUCUUUAAAAAUAUUUUUGAGGUUAGCAAAAGUUUGAGAAAAAUUCAUUCAGUUUAUGAAGAAAAAUUCAGGAAAAGUCUCAGGAAUUUAAAGGAAAUCGAAAUUUAGUCAACUUAGUUGAUGAAUUCUUUAAAAUUUGGAUAAAUUAAAAUUUUUGAUUAAAAAUCCGGUAAAUAGCUGAAAGUAAGUUAAAGAUUGAAAUAAAAUCCAAAAUACCAUAUCGAUGACCACACAUCAUAUCGAAACUAUAAAAUAAAUCAAAAAUACAAAAAUUCUACGUUAAACAUAUCAAAACGCGUGGUAGCUUCUGUUGCAGGCAGAUUAAAUUGGAAGAAUUGACAUAUCUCAUAUGAAGUGUUUGCUAAACAUUGAAAUAAAUGUAUUAAUGAGAUUAUAAAAUGAAAUUUUGGUUGAUCCAAAAUCGACUCAUUUAAAUGAUAUAACACCUCAAAAUAAAAACUGAAUGAAUUUUAUCAUAUUUUAAGCCUCAUAAAAAUAAAAUUUUUAUCCUAUUCUUCCCCCUUAGUUGAUAAAAUCAAAUACGAGAUAUUCUUUUUUACUUGCAUUUAUACGCAUUGGCGAUUGUGCAAUAUUUUUUUUUAAAUUGAUAAUUUUUUUAUAGAGAAAACUAAUAUUCAUAUUGAUUUAUUAAUUUUUGUCUCUUUAAUAUUUUUUACCGAUGGUGAUUUUUUAAGUGUGAAUAAUUUUGAUUAUUUUUUUGAGAACACCUUCACUACAAUUUCUAUCACUGGCUGAUAUGAAGACUAUUGUAUAUUGAUGAAUUUAAUGUCGAAAGAAGCUUUAAAUUACAAUCAAAAAUUCGUAAUAAUUAAUAAAAAUCAAGAAAAAAAAUUGAACAAAAUUAUUCAUUCUUAAAAUAUUAUCCUUAAUAAAUUUCACUAUUUUAUUGUGGUUCAAAAAAUUUUCAAUAUGCAAAAAUUGACCACAAAUCCUUUUUAAAAGAACUUAUAUCAAAAUAUAAAAAAAAACUUCUCUGAGAUGAAAAAAAGAACAAGAAAAUAUCAUGAAAAAAUUAUAAAUUUUCAAAUUAAAAAGAUUUAAUGACAAAUUUUUGAUCAUAUCAUAAUGCACACAUCAAAUGAAGAAAUUUAAUUAAAUUAACGAAGUUUCGUUUUAAUUUCUUUAACUUGAAAGAAUUUCUCUAUUUAAGGAAAAAAAUUGAAGAUGAAAAAAAUUUUUGAUGAAGUUUUGGGGAGUUCUGUGAGGUUUAGUGAAUUUUUGGAUUCUUAGCAAAAUAAUUCAUGAGUAUUAACAGUGGAUUUUUAAAAUUCUACAGGGCAAGCUAGAAAGUAUUAAAAUGAAAGGGUGUCAAAAAGUCGAGUUUUUAAAAAAUACAACAGUAUAUCCACUUAAUGGCUGCCAAAUUUUAACUCAAAGUCAAUUAAAUUGAGGAAUGAAAUUUAUAAAAUUUUCAAGUAACCUCAAAAAAAUUAUCGACAGCCAUCAAAUAUACAACCAAAAACUACAUCAAGAAAAUUCAAAAAUUGCCACAAAAUCCUACAUAAAAAACCUCCAAAAAUUCUUCAGAAAUAAAACAAGUCAAAUGAUUUUUUUGAGAAACACUGUUGACCACAUUUUAUUAUUAUAUGAUAAGAGAUAAUUAAGGAAAAAAAGUAUAAAGGAAUAAAAAAUCUUUUUCGCGAUUUGAUAAAUUAAUGAAUGUUUAUUGAAAAUAAUAUAAAAAGAAAAAAAGAGAAGAAGUAAUUAUAAUGUUUGUAAAAUGCAAUUUCAGUAAAGAUAAAGUUUUUCUUUAUUAUUUUUGACCUCAGUGAUUCACCAAAUAAGUACAAAAAAAACUUUAAAAAGAAAGAAAACAUGAAGGAAAAAGAGAAAUAAAUUGAAUAUAAGAACUCUGGACAUUUGAAAUCUUGAGGAAAUGGAUGAGAAUAUGAAGAUAAUAGUUAAUCGAUUAAAAUACUGAAAUUCAGAAAUUAUUUUUUGUCAAAUUUUGAAAAGAGAAAAGGGAAAAGAUAUUUUUAAGGAUUAAUUUAAGGUUUUUACUGAUUAACAUUGAGCAUUAUUCACUUGAAUAUUCAAUAGUUUGAUCAGUAAACCUAAAAAUUUCCAUAAUAUUUCAAACCAUUUAAUUAUCAAAUAAAAAACAUCUUAAUUGCACUCAAAACAAUUCAAAAUGAUAUCCAGUUAAGUAAAAGCAGACAUGAAAAACACUCAGAAAGUACAAAAAAAAAUAAUAAUCACAUAGAAAAAUAUCUGACUUAGUUGAAUUUAUCCAGAGCUUAUUUGUAUAUUAAGGAGAGUGUCGUCUUUAGCUCUGGUUCCUUAAAGCAUGAAAAAACUCUUCCAGCUCUUGAAGUUGCAACAAACCCUUAAAAAACCCCAGUGAAAAAAGAAUCUGGAUAAAAUCAACUAAAUCAGAAGAUUCACCAUCUUUUCGGUCUACAUGUGCCAUAAAACUGAAAAUAUGACAGUAUUUAAAAUACAACGGGUCUUAGCUACAUAUUUCCUUAAAAAAUAAUAUCAAAAAUGUAUUAAUGUAAAAAUGUAAUAACUUCUCCUUUUUAUAGAAAAAAGCUUUAAAAAUAUUUAUAUACAGUUCUCAUGAAUUACAAUGCUUUUGGGAUUGUAACUUGGUGCCAAAAUUUUUAAUGCUCAAAAAAAUUGAUUUUUUUUACCUUUUCUCUUUUCAAAAUUCUGAUUGAGGUUCAAAAAGUCCUGAACCCUUGCAGCUCAAAAAAACCGAAUAGUUUCCUUAUCAAAAUAGAAAUUUGAAUCUUAAUUCUAACUACAAUUUCAACUUUCUGAAAGCAAAUGAGAAAAAAUUUAAAACAAAAACGAAAAAUGAAUUUCUGUGAUUGAGGAAAAUAAUAAUCAUUUAUCAAUAAUAAAAUAGCGAGAAAAAACUAGAAGAAAAAAAUUUAUUUUUUAUUUGAAUUCCGUGACAAGAAAGAAUUGCAAAUCUUCAGGGUAUUUACCAACUUUAUCCUUUCUCUUUUACGAUGUUACGAGUAAUAAAUAUUAUAGAACUAAAAAUUGAUGCACAGAUUUUUUUUCAAAAAGAUGAUAAAAUAUAAAAAAUUGAUAUUACGAAAGAAUGAAGAUAAAGAAAUCUAAUAAAUGAGAGUUAAAGUGUAAAUAAUGUAUUUUUGUGCCAAAAUUGUAGUUAGAUCUUUUUCCAAUUUUUCUCUAUAAAUGAAAUUCAAGACAAGAAUAAAAGUACGAUAUUUAAUAUUACGAAAUUGUGAGCUGGAAGGCUUAUUGGGGUUUAAAAAGAAGAUUCAAGGGUGUAAAACUUGUUAUUCAACAUAAUUUGACCACUUCUGCAUCCUUAAUUAGACUUAUGUUGACGAAUUCUAAGUGAAUCUAGUAAAAACUUUAAAAAUUCAGUUUGAAAUGCUAAAAAAUAAAAUAUUUUAUUUCAUAGAUAGACAAAAUUUACCUCAAAAAUCAUGUUAAAGCUGAUUUUAAUCUUAAAAGUUCAAAUAAACCUGAAAAAACUCGAGCUUGAUGUAAAAUAUCUCAGUUAAAAUUUUUAUAUAAUCUUAAAAUAAAUUGCAGCUUUCUUUUUGAAUAAUAGAAGCAUUUCAAUUUACGUUCAAACUGUAUUUUUAAAAAGUGAUUAAUAAAUUGAUCUUGAUCAAUAUUAUGAAUUUUUGCAACCUUAAUCAAAUCUUCAUCUUUUGCAAGAAACGCUUAAAAAAUUAGAUUCACUUUGAAAUUUCAAAAAUAACCCCCAAGAAAUCUUCCAGCAAUAAACUAAAAUAAAUCACAAGGAAAAUUUUCCUUGCAAAAAAAAUUUUAUUUCUUUUUAUAAACUUUUAAUUUUUCAAAAUCACCAACAUCUAAGAAAAUUCCUUCUUUUUCCAAAUCACAGAUGCAAAAUCAAAUGAAAAGUCUUUAAAUAAAUAAAAACGAAUAUCGAGAAGAAGUUGAUCAUUGGAUUCUUUCCACAAAUUGCAUAUAGACAAAAUUUAUUACUAAAACAUUAUUAAAUGAAAAAAUUUUAUCUUAAAAAUGUACUUCUGAACAUAUCAAAAAAUGGAAAAAUUACAAAAAUUGAUAAUGAAAAAAAAAUUAUUUUGAUGUCAAAAUGAAAAGGUCUCAUUAACAAAUGAUAGUGUUUGUGGAGUGAAUGCAAGAUAUUCUUUCUGAUAAUUGCAGUCCAAAAUCUUGCAACCACUCCAAAUCAUUAUCGAUCAAAUUUGUUAAAAAAGUUUUAAAAGAAUUAUUUUAAUUUGUUUAUUUUGGCUUUAAUUUAUUAACACAUUUUUAAUUAUUUUCACCUUAAAUUUAAUUGCAAUUAUGUUCCUUAUUUGAUUUAACUAUUAACAAAGAAAAAAAGAUUGAAAAAAAUUUGCAACUUUUCGGCUUAAAAAUUCAGUAUAUGUGUAUAAAAAAAUUUGCAUGAAAUCUAAGGACAUAGAAAAAAUUUGAAAAUUUAAAAAAAUUACAUUAAAUUUUGAAUGGAAAAAAAUCUGUGAUUCGUACAAUUAUUUUAAUGUUAUUAAUUUUUUAAAAAUGGUGAAAAAAAUUAUGUGAAAAAUUGUGAGAGAUAAAAAAAACUUUAAAAUUAAAAAUCUACAAGAACUGAUUAGAUCAUUAUUAAUUUUAUUAAAUUAUUAUUCAGACUUUUAUAUAGUUUCAAAAUUUUAAGUUUCGGCUACCAAAGAAUCUAAAUUAUUAUAUAAAGUACACCUAAAGUUGCACAGAUUUUGUUCCACAAAUAUUUUUGGAUACAAUCGGAAAAAUCAUUUUCAAACUAUUUUAUACAAAAACUUUUUAUUUCUUAAUCGAAAAAACUUAUAAACUUAUUCAAAAGGGGGUGUGAGUUGACUUUUUGUAAAUAUUUAAACAUUUCAACAAAAAUUACUUUUGAAUGAGAUUUUAAAAUUUUACAAAAUAAACUACUAAGCACCCCUUUUACCCCCUCAUACAUCGCUCUAAAAUUACUUCAAAUCGAACAAAAAAAAAAACAAAAAUGCAGACAGCAUAAAAAUACAUGAAAUUAAGCAAAUCAAUACAAAAUAAAUGAAAUUCAACACAAGAUUAAUGAAAGUAAAAUUCCGAAGAAACAAAUCAAUGAAAAAAACGCAGAAAUGAAAUGAAAUAAAAUAGUAACGCGAUAUACCUCUGUAAAAUAUACAAAAUGAAAUGAAAAAAUCAUCAUAGUAAUUAAAAAGUAACAAGAUUUUUUUUUCAAAUAAAAAUAACUACUAACAGAUUUCAAACAAAAAACUAAUAAUUAAAUAUAAAAAAGUUUCUUUGUGCCAUUUUUAUGUCGACAAUUAAUGGGUAGAAUAAUUAAUUAAAUAGUUCAGUUUUAAGACAUCAGAAAAAAAUAUCAAUUUUUAACUUUAAUUCACAAUUAUUAUCACAUUUAUUUCAAAUUUAUUUAAGUUUAUUCUACUGGUUUUAAGCUCGUCGUCGUAGAGUCUUCUCACAUAUCUUAAAAAUGUGUAUAUCAACUCUUUUUUUAAGGAUUUAAAAAAUGUGACAAGUUUUUGUGUUUUCUUUUCUAAAGAAAAUUUUUGAAUGUGAAAUUUUGUCGACUAUGUUGGAAAAUUUUACUUUCAAAAAUUUUUUGUUAUGCUUUGUUGGAUGAGAGACAUUUCUCACCCAUCAGACCACCCCAAAUAAAACUUAAAUUAAUAUAAAAAAAACUCUGUAAAUUUUUCAAUGGGAACCGAUAGUUUUUUACCGUCAAAAAUUGAUAAAUUAGAAAAUUGAGACAUAAAUGAAGAUGAAAAAAAAAUGAAAAAAUAUCUACAAGUCCGAAUUUAUAAAUGUAGAAAAAAAUUCUUUAAAUAUGAAAAAAAAACUUCUUGAUAAAGAAAUAAAGAGAAUAUUUAAUGAAUUAUAUAAUUAAUAAUUAAAAUAAGUCAAAUUUUAAGAGAAAAAUUUAAAUAAGAAAAAAUGUUUUUUCCAAGCAAAAUAAAUAAAUAGAAAUAAAAAAAAUCCUUCGUGUCAGUCGUAAGAAAGCUGAAUUCUGAUUUCUAAGAAAUUAUCAAUUAGAGAAUGGAAUGGUUGAGGAAUAAAAAUUGAAAAAAAAAAUAUUUACGACAGUUGGGAUUUUUAAGGCCAGUGACGAAUAGUUGAAAUAGUGAUGAAAUUUAAUACUGAUGAAACGUCUUUGUACAGUUUUAAUUGGAGGUUAUAAAGACUCUAGAGUGAGAGUUUUUGAGAAAAUGAAAAAGAUCUUGCAAAAAUUUCUCGAAAAUUCUCACAUUUAAGUCAGACCACCCCAAAAAUAUUUCAAUGUACCUCUUUGCAUGUGGUUUUUUAUAAACUAAACAAGAUAAAAACAAAAAAAUGAAGAAGAGAACGCAAAAAAUCAAAUUUUUUAUUAAGUAAAUUUACAUUUUCUUUAUUUUUACAAUUAUUUCAAGUCCUAUCUACCUUCAUAAAGAUUCCUGAGCUAAUAGCUGCUGUCAAUUUAAAUUCCAGCAGUCAUAAAGCUCAAGGAAUAAUUAAGCAUAUUAUUAAUAAUGGAUUAUUCUUUUGCAAUAUUAAAUUUUUAGUUGACAUUUAGUGAUAUGUGAAAAAAAUCAAGUAAUAAGAAAGGAUGAAAGCACCUCUUUAAUAAUUUUUAAUUUACAACUAUUAAUAUUAUUAUUAUUAUUUUAACUUCCAUAGAUUUAAACUUUUUUUGCUUACAUAUUAAGUCAUUCCAUUGCAGACGCUAAGCGUUUUCAAUAAUAAGUUUAUUAAUGUAAUGAAAAAAAAAAACGAUGAAAAAUUAAGACACGCAAAACUUACUUUUUUUUGCAAGGACUCAACUCUGGCAAUAUUUUUUGUGUAAUGAUUUUUUUAAGUAACUUUUUUUAUUUUGUUUCGUGUGGGGUUCAUUAAGGGGUUUUGAUUGAGACCUCAUUUGAAAUUCUCCAAAAGCUCCCCACAAAAAAUUUGGAUUACCUCUUCUACAACUCUUCAAGCAGCUUCUUUCCGAGCAGAUUAACACAUACAAAAGCAAAGUAUGAAAAAAAUUUUCAUUUUACAAAACAGAGAAUAUAUUAAAAAAACUUUUAUCACUUUGAAAUAAAAGAAGAAAAUGCAACCAGUUCAAAUGCAAACAAGCUGCCUUUAAGUCAGUACAAGAAAAAAAAACUAAAUAAAGAAAAAUUUAAUGCUCGUCAUUUGUGGAUGAUGAAGCAAACAAAAAAAAUCCUCAUAUCUUUUAUAGCAAAAAAGAAAAGUGAAAUUAUGAUGAAAAAAUAAUCUGCGAAGAAAAAUAGACACAAAAAAUGGAUAAUAAAGAUUUUUAUUAUUAAAAUUAUCGGAUAAAAGGGACUAUGAUGGGGUGUAGGAAGAGAGUUUAUGGAUGAAAAUUAGUGAGUUGUCAACUUAACAUUUCCAUCCAAAGACCCCAACUUUACAUCCCAAUUCAUGUCAUAAAAAAUGAAUUUUUUUAUAAUUUUAAAAGCAAGCAAAAAAAUUGCAAAAAACCAUAAAUUGAUGCCGACGUGAACAAAAUGAAGAAAAAAGAUGAAAAACAUUUACAUAAAAAAUAGUUAAACGAUAUACCUCAACAAUAAAAAAUUAUAAUAUAAAGAUGAAAUUUUACAAUAGAACCGGAAUAAUAAAUGAAAAUUAAGUUACGUAUACACAAAAAAUUAAGCAAACGGCCACGAAAAAACAAAAAUUAUAAUUUUCCUUCCUCUUCUUCAUUGCCAAAAUUACAAAAAAAAAGCUCUAAAAAUUCAUCUCUCUCUCUUUCACUCACUUCUUUUUGUAGAAUUUUUUACGAAUUUUUUAUGAGCAAAAUGGAAAUUAAAUUGCAAAAUUAUGAGAGAUAAAAUGUGAAAAAUUUCACAUUCCUUACAAAAAAGAGAGAACAAAAAUGAAAGUGAACAAAAAAUUGAAUUAAGGAAAAUCUUCAAAAAAUGGAAAAAUCUUCUAAUUGAGGAGGAAAAUAAGGAAAAAAAAAUUCAACAAUAAAAGGAUUUAAAAGUAAAAAAAGAAAAUGAGAAAAGUUUUUUCUUCAAUUAAUCAAAUUAUAUUGAACAUCAAUCAAUUAAUUAUAUAAACUUACUUAUAAUUAUUAUGAGUGUAAGAAGAAUUAUAAAUCAAGAAAUAAAAAUAAUAUUUAAAAUUAAAUUGAAAAAAUGAA